Molecule: messenger RNA, 5569 nt
Organism: Cygnus atratus (black swan)
Lineage: Eukaryota; Metazoa; Chordata; Aves; Anseriformes; Anatidae
Gene: ZNF831
Product: zinc finger protein 831
Exons: 5
Coding region: 1-5553 (1850 amino acids)
Source: RefSeq, a predicted model, not a curated record
AUGGAGGCACAGAAGCAUCCUGGUGUGACCGUUGCACUAGCAGAUCAGCCACUUCCAACCUCUUCUCUUCAGCCUGCACAGGGUUCCUCAGCUCUCAGCCAAAACAGUGUGAUUCCUCGACAGGAGCAAGCGCUGUCUCAACCUGUGUAUCUAAAAACCCUCACUAUACCCCUGUAUCAGCCCGUCCAGCCAGGAUGCUUUCAGCCAAACAGUCAGUUAGUGCCUGGCAGGCGCUGUGUAAAUCUAGACAGCAGUAGCAUACCUUUAAUCCUGAAUCCACUCGUUCCUUCAGAAGGCACAGAUCAGCCCCAGUCAGUUUUUCAGAAACAAUUUGGGCAAACUCUAACAUUAAACAUAGUGAGCACUUUACCAGUUUUAUCAUCACCAAAUUCUUCUCUAAAUGCACCUACUGGAAGCCCAGGAAAAACAAAAAAUGCUGGGAAAUAUAUCUGUAAACACUGUGGACGAGACUGUUUGAAGCCAAGUGUCCUUGAGAAACAUAUUCGCUCUCACACAGGAGAGAGGCCCUUUCCAUGCACCACUUGUGGUAUUGCAUUUAAAACUCAAAGCAAUUUGUACAAACACAGAAGAACCCAGACACAUGUCAACAAUACCAGACUACCCUCUGAUUCUGAAAACACUGGUGUAUUGGAGCAAAAUGAGAAAGUAACAGAGAGCAUCACAUCACAUCAAGGCACCAAACUACAUGGUAGCAUCUGUGAAGACAAGGGGACGAAGAUGAAACAAGUGACUUUGGAGACCAGUGAUGUAACAGACACUAAGAAACUUAAUGACCUUUCAGUGCCGGCAACAAGCAAUUCAUCACUUGCUUCAGAAAAUCCAGAAAGAACUAAGCAGUCCUUUAGUUCAAAGACUGAUCAGGGGGUUCCUGAAAAAGAACCUCAAGGUUUAUCAUCUCCAGUGGCUUUGCCAAAUGGUCAGUGCCAGAGAAAGAAGAUACAGGAGCAAAUAAGUCCAUCUGCCAAUAAGCACGUUCAGUUGCAAAGGCAGCAAGCAACCUCUUCAGAAAAACAGUGGGAUUACAAGCCAUUUGACUGCAAGCUAAAGAAGUGUGAGAGCACCGACUCAGGGUAUCUGUCACGCUCUGAUAGCACAGAACAACAGAUGGCGUCCUCCAGCCCGCUGCACAGUCUCUAUGAACACAGCACUGAACUGGAAAAUGAAACUGCCUUCAGCAGCUUAAGGUGCACUGCCGGAAGCAGUGCAAAGCUAGACUCAGCUGAGAAAGCUACAGCCUUGAUGCUAGAGAAAAAGAGGCUGGAAGAACACAUUUCAAAACUUAUUUCUCAUAACAAAAUUGUGGUGGAUGAUACUCAGUUAGACAACGUUAGGCCCAGAAAAACCAUCCUUUCUAAACAGGGGAGCAUAGAUCUGCCAAUGCCUUACACAUACAAAGACUCUUUCCAUUUUGACAUCAAAACUUUUGAUGUGAAUAGGAAAAAGAACCUUUCUCUUUGUUCAGCUAAAUCUACCUUUGCACCCCUAGAAAAAUGCAAGCCGAUGUUUUUUCACUCAGUCCCCACCCAGUUCUCCACGACGAUAGAUGCUGUGCCUGUCACACGAAGCAACUCUUUGCCGUUUGUGGAAGGCACAAGAAUGGUACAUGACAAAGCAGGCUGCUCAAAACCACUUUCUCUUACUAAGCAGUCUGUAACUGCAGGCACUGCUAGUUUGCUGCCUAGCAACAACCUCGUUGCAAAUUCGGUGGAUUUUCCUAAUAGCCAUCCUCGAGCUCUAGUCAGACAAACAGCAGUGGAUGACUUGCCACUAAGUAACGUGGCUGAUCCUCCUCCCUCGGAGGAGUUGCAAGCGAGUAAAAAGCCUGGGGCUGGAGAAGUAGUCAGCGCUAAAAAUAAGAAACACAAUCAAAGGAAGCUGAAGAUGUUCUCUCAAGAAAAAUGGCAAAUGUAUGGAGAUGAAACGUUUAAGAAAAUCUACCAAAAAAUGAAAAGCAGUCAAAAUGCCAAGAAAAUGAAACAAAGGGAGAAUGAGAUUACAGGCUUCGCUCCUGAUUCAAAAGAAUCCAUCAGCAGUACUGAAAUUUCUGAGGAAAGAGACGUCAGGAGCUCUCCAAGUGACAGUCUUUCCUCCCUUGUGACAACAGAUUUAAACACUGUUAAAUCAGAAACCUGUACGAAUGGUAAUCAUACCCUACAGAAUGUGUCCUCAGAGGAAACUGCAGACAGUUUAACUUAUGUAAUGGAGACAUCACAUUCAGUAGCUGCUAGUGCACAUAGUGUUAUGAGCACAACUUCCCAAGAUCUCGGUGGCAGCGACACAGAAAAAUGCACAGGUGGCAACAACACAUCACUAGCUCCAAACAGUUGUGAGCUCAGGCUGCAAAAUACUCAGUGUCAACUUAACGCUAGCAGAAUGAAGGAUGACUGCUUGCCGGUACAGAGUAGCAAAUGGGAAGAAUCGAGUCCUGGGAAAGAAUCCAGUACAUUUGAAUCAGAUUAUAAAAGCACUUCAAACAAUUAUGGAAACCAAAACAGGAAUAAGGAAACUGGCCAGCAUGCCCUGACGGCCCUGUGGGUCCACUGCAGCAACAACAACAGAGACGCCCCGGGGAAAUCCCAGAAUUUGCCAUCAGAAAGAAAAAAGCUGAAAGUUGAAGUCGAGAAGCAAGAAAACAUUGUUUCAAAGCCCUGUUCCAGUCCCAGUAGUGAGAACAACGCAGUAAAUGAAGUAGAGAGAAUCUGUUGCACUAUCACUCAGUGUCUUUCUACAGUACCAGUGAAACUCUCCAGUAAAACAGAGGAGCAAAAAAUAAGCAUGAGAAUUAAUGAAUCAUCUGGAGGUGCUGAGAACGUGGAGUAUAUGAAAACAACCAGACUCCCCACAAAAGCUGUUAAUUAUAGUGGUUCUAACCUUCUUUCACAUUCAGCAGGGAUCUCAGAAACUUUAUCUGUGGGAUUUUGGGGGCCUGAAUUAAGGGGAAGCGAUUGCAAUUCUUUAGCCUUGCACAAUGCAACAGAUAAAGAUGUCAAAACAUGUCUUGUGAAAACAGGAAUACCACUUCUCAGUGACAACGCUGGCGAUGCACCUUCCAAACUUCAUCAUCUGCAAUCUGGUCAGUUAACUCCGGUCCCACAGAAAAAUGCCUUUCCUCCGAAAUAUAUCCUUAAAUUGCCACAAGACAAGAGAGCCUCAGAUCUGUCAAUUCUGUUUAAACCUGAACAGAAGAUUACACCUUGCACAUCUGUGACGGACACCUUAACCAACCCACCCUGCUCUUCUGGCAGUGGAUCACUCUGUUCUCAUUCUACUGAUGUGCUUUGGUCCCCUUUAAAAUUUGAAGUGAGACAAAAGGGCAGCAAAGGAGAGCUGAGAUGUAACGUACAUGCAAACUUGAAAACUCCAGUAUUUUGCUCACCAGUCAAUUCAGAAACAACAAAUAUCUUAACCACAGUAGGCAGCACAUUUUAUAAACAGGAAAUUAAGAGAGAGGCUUGGAAAAAUAAGCAGAACAAAAAUAAAUUAAAUUAUCAAAGGCAAACAGAGGAGAAGUGGAUGAGCAUAACCACUUCUUCUGCACAGACCCCAAAGAACAAAAUAUGCUUUACUUCUAAGUAUUCAAGUGGUUUUUUCAUAUCAGCUGACAUCAAAGAAGAAAAGAAAGUUUUACAUCACCUUUGCUCAGGAAGUGAUGCUUCGAUGACAGCAUCAGGCCACAGGGGAACUUCUGGCAAGGACGCAGAGCUAACAGCCAUAGGACAGGACACACGUGGAAGCCCAGGCAUUCUUAAGGACAUGUCACCAGUACUGCAGGAUACGGAGCAUUCUCAGAGCUCAGCAGAGAGCUCCACUUAUUUUUGCCAUUCCUUUGGCACGUUUUAUUGCCACACUCUCACCACUCACUGUAAAGAAUUCCCAGCACUACCCAACAAUAGCCUGACUUACUACUCUGCAAGUUUAACAGUAUCAAGCACCAAGAGCACCUUCCCAUCACUAAAUGCUGAACCUCGGUUAACAUGGUGCUGUUUAACCAAAAGCCUUCCUCUGCCUGCUGAGCAGAAGGGAAAUGCAGACUCUGCUUAUUCCUCCAUGCACACCUGUGACAAGGAAUCUAGCAAUGAAUGCACACUGUCAACAUAUGAUAUUUCUAUUUUCAAAAUGAAAAAUGUUAACAGGACUGUGGCCUAUGGCUUAACAAACAAGAAUUUAAAAACACUGGUUUCAUCCUUUUCUCAAGGACAACAGACACAGGAGUUAAGCUCGGCAGCUGCUGGUGGUGCUUUCAAAAAUACAUCAGAGCAAAAGAAGAAAACAGCAGUUUGCAAAAAGGAAAAACUUGCAACAAAUAAACUCAAGAGAAGCCACAAACAGAACAAAAUUAAACUCCCCCCAAAAUGGUACAGAGGAAGGCAUGUACAGGGAUAUGCUCAGCUGAAAAUUAAUCGACUAAGCAAGAGGCACUGUUUUCCAAACAGAACGUGGGAUGUUUUGAAAAAGGGCUAUUCAUCACAACCCUGUAAAUUUAGUCAGUAUAAGAAGUGCCAUUCUCUUCAGGCAAAAGUACAAGAAAAUUACCUACACCAGCAAAAAGACUCAUCUUGUUCCACUUCAGACAAGCCGCUUUGCAGUAGGAAGAAAGAAGGAAAGAAUAACUCAGGAAUAUUUUCCUAUACUGAAAAUCUAAACCAUGUUAAGCAAAAAGACAAAGUGGAUAAAAAAGACAUUUCUGGGCAAAUCAGGGAACACACAAGAACAAAUUUCUCUUUUCAGAACAUUAUACCACCUCUGGAAGUAUCUAUGACAACUCAUUCCUUUUCAUCCACAGUUAAUACAGCCAUGCAGCAAGUCAGCAGUGCUGUGGAAAUUCGCUGUUCAGUGACACAGCCACUUGUGCUUCAACAAUCAGUUCCAGGGGAGUCAGAGCCAAAUGUUCAGACUGACUCAAUGGCGUCGUCUUUUUGGUCUUGUCCUUUUGAUUUUACAAAUACAGGCACAGGUGAACAAUCUGAUAGCACAAACUCAGAGACUGCUGGUUCUCUUUCCUUACAUCUAGAGGCAAGCCAGCGAAGUGUAUUAAAUGUAGAAUCAGAGAGUCAAAGAUUUGGUACAUUAGAUCUGGUGAUCCGUGCCUCAGGAAAGGAGAAAUGCCCAGUUGAAGAAAAUACAUAUUCAUCUUCUACGGAAAACUCAGCUCCGAGUUCCCAACCUGGAUGUUCACGUUCAUUAGGAUCAAAAGCAGAGUUUCCUCUUGAGUCAGUCUCUACGGCUAAAUUACCCAGUGUAGAACACAGAGAAUGGGAAAACUUUUCUCAAAAAGUCCUUCACCUUCAUGGAACUGCUGACAAGAAUGGAACCCCCCUGCAGUCAGAGAGCUACGAAAGGACACACAGAACAGCUAUUUCUACUUUUAAAAAGCCCUCGGUAACUCUCAGGUCUCCCGAGUUCAAGAAUUACUCUGCAACACCUGCCAAAAUAUACAAAAAGAGAGGUUUAGAGAUGAUGAGGAAGCAAACCAGAGUUGAAUAUGAUGACACUAGUAGUGAUGAUGAAGAUAGGCUUGUUAUAGAAAUAUAGAUAGGCUGCUAAUAAG